This is a messenger RNA of Aphanomyces invadans, 1353 nucleotides long. RefSeq lists its product as hypothetical. The coding region runs from base 29 to 1246 and encodes 405 amino acids. The transcript has 5 exons. The record is from RefSeq and is a predicted model, not a curated record. Lineage: Eukaryota; Oomycota; Saprolegniomycetes; Saprolegniales; Verrucalvaceae.
CCGCGACGGUCCAGAAAGGUCUGCGGAAAUGGCAGAUCAAUGCUUCCUCGUCCCGGGCAAGACGUGCUGCUAUGGGAUAGUCAUGAAGAUGUCGCGAUGUGACGUCACGAACACAUAUGCGGACUUGCAUCGGGACGAAUACACUGCAUACGCCAUCGUGUGCGGCGUCGUGGGGAUUGCAGCGUUGGUCGGGUGUGUGCACAAGCUGUACUCGGUCCAUCGAUGCAAAGGUUCUCCGAUUCAGAAGCAAGUGUAUACUCUCCUCAUCGUUGCGUCGGUCACAUUUAUUGCCCGCGCGGUGGACCCGAUGUCCUACGACUUUAUUUACCCCCCUGUCGUGAGUGGUUUGAUUUCAGACGUGUGCACAGCGUCCCUCUACAGCGUUUUGAUUCUGUCGGUAGCGUUUUGGGCACGGAUUGUCAUCCGUCCGACAGAUCUGGAGAGUGCUGAAAUCCCCAUCCGCGCGUCAACGGCGCUGGGGCUGUUUCUCACGUGGUUUGUGUUUGCGUGUGUCCGCCCGUUGUACCUCCUCCCGACAUGGGACGACGACGCUGCCCCCGAGCGCAUAUACCGGUCGUGGCACAUUCUCAUUCAAUAUUCCAUGGCACCAGUGCUUCUCUUCCUCAUAUCUACCCUUGCCGUCAUAUUUGGCAUUCGAAUCCACCGCCGUCUGAAAUCCAUCCGAGAAAUGCAUGAGCGGUCAGCUGCCAUCGCGUCGCUGCGCGAGCAUGCCCUCAAGGCCAACCCGACGGUCGUCCGGUCCGAGAGUGCCGACGAAUUGCCGCCACGAGUCCUAUUCACUUCAUCCUCCAGCAGCAUGGAAGAUCGAUUCGUCCUGACACGCGAUUCCCGCAUUCUCAAAGUGCUCGUCUUGAUGGCCAUCUUGUCCGCGGUCGUCAUCGUUGCUCAGAUCUACGUUUUGGUGGACUUUGUCGAACGCGGAUGCAUGCUCCAACGCGAGUACAAUUGCUCGUCCCUGCAAGCACCAUCCCAAGGCAAACCCACGGGUGGGUCCGUCGGAGACCGAGUGUGCGAGUUACCAUUUCCAUUUCCCAUGCUGCCGCUCACGCAGAUACUGGGUAUCGUUGUCAUGUACUGGAGCUUUCGCAAGACUCGGCCGCUAACGAAGGAAGCCGUGACAGAAGAGAUAUUUCUCAACCCGACGAAUAUUCAAGUGGACCAUGGCGCAGCCCGAACGACGUCGGCUUUGUCCCUCGUGUCGUCGGCGUCUGGUCGCUUCGUUUGAUCAGUUUUUCCAUGGACAAGAGCUCCAAGUGCCUUGAGCCAACCACCAUGCAUGAGAAGAGAUGGCAUUUGUUGAAAAUAUUAUUAAAAUUUUGUCCUUGUCCUCCU